Pomacea canaliculata is the source of this 3087-nucleotide messenger RNA. Its product is annotated as leucine-rich repeat transmembrane neuronal protein 2-like. Gene Ontology annotation, cellular component: extracellular matrix. NCBI's taxonomy places the organism in Eukaryota, Metazoa, Mollusca, Gastropoda, Architaenioglossa, Ampullariidae. Gene Ontology annotation, molecular function: protein binding. The record is from RefSeq and is a predicted model, not a curated record. The transcript is spliced from 2 exons. The coding region runs from base 111 to 1394 and encodes 427 amino acids.
CGCACAGAGGGUAGGACUACAUGGCACUUGGACCUUUGCGAAAGCAUCAGCCAACAGCGAAACUCUGAAGCAGCAACUAGAACUCUAGGCAAACGCUACAUACUGCUACUAUGAAGACCUAUGUGACACUGACUGCCCUUAUAAUGUGGUUUGUGUGGCUGUCUACAUCAAAUGGUGAGCCUUCCCAGUGCACACAGUUGAGAACAGUCAUUCCAAGUGGCUGCUCCUGCACUGGGGCUCUUAUAAAUGGUGCCAUAUAUGACUCCCUUGUUGCCAUUCACUGUCAUAAACAACAGUACACUCGAAUGCCAGUCAUCACUGGGUCAUCUACACAUAUCAUCUAUAAAAUGACCAUGUCUGACAACAACUUAGUCACAAUACCUGCAAUGGCAUUUCAUGGACUACGAAUCCAAAGACUGGAUCUGCGCAACAACCUGCUGACAAGUUUUGAUCCAAAAGCCUUUCUUGGACUGGAGAAUGAUAUUGUGGAACUUUCUCUUGAAGCUCAGGCCGAUAUAUCAAUUCUAAACAACAGUCUAAAGACUCUGACCAGACUGAACACUCUGAUUCUGGAGCACUUUCAGUUUCCUAACAAUGACUUACUAGAUGGUGUGCUGUCUAGAAUUAUUUCUUUAAGGUCACUGACCCUGAAGCACAAUAACCUCAUAUAUAUCGACCCCCUCGCCCUGCCUUCUCAGCUCACCUAUCUGGAAUUAGACCAUCAGUCCAUAGGUCCAUAUCCACCCAUUGGCGCACUUCGAUCAGUAAGACAGUUAAAGACCUUAAUUAUGAAAAACACUGAACUUCAAUAUUUAUCCAACAAAGCUUUUGAAUAUAACAGUCAACUCCAAACACUUCAGUUUGGCUACAACAGAAUUGAAAAACUAGAAGACGGCUGUUUCACGGGGAUAUAUGAGUUGCAAACGUUCUCUCUACAUGAAAACAGAAUACAAAAUACCUCUGUUCUUGAUCCUAUUAAAGACCUCACAGCUCUCAGCAUGCUGGAUGUGUCUGAGACAGGCAUAAGUGACUUAUCACCUGGAGUUUCCUUUCUUCAGAACAAAGCUAGCUUGCACAGCCUGGUCUUUGAGAGCAAUCAGCCGACCACCUUAAGAGAUGACAUUUUUCUUUCUCUUGGCUCUCUGACAACUCUCAGUCUUGCCAAAAACAGAAUUUCCCAGAUUGACAGCAGAGCUUUUGAGGGUCUGAGAGGGCUUCAGUCCUUGGAUCUUAGCCAGCAGAUCACAAGUCAAAAUCUCAUCUUACCAGCAUCCCUUCCAGCGCAAACACCAGGCUUGCAACAGCUUGUGUUGUCUGGGACACCAGUGGAUGAAACAACUCUGUGGCAGAUAAUCCCUUCUUUAACAUCUCUCAAAGUACUGACAUUAGAUUAAAGCAGCUAUAUCUCAAAGCCACUAACAUUAUUGAAAUCCUGCAAAUAUAACUGAUGGACCCAAGUUAUCUUGCAAAGCUUUAUCUAGACAUUAUGGAAUAAGCAGGUGAGCACCUGUGCUUUCUUCCAGUAUUUGAGAGACCAAGCUCAACAGAAGAUGAGAAGACAAUCUCUGUUCAAAAAGAAACAUGCAAUCCCCAUCAGGUAUAGCCAACAAUAUCUUAAGCUUACUCAUCUGGAAACUUAACCUGCAAUUUUUCAUGGAUUGAUCCACUAUGUCAUGACCUCUAUGACCACCACUACAUCACCAACUGGUGCAAUAAACAAUGGACCAGCAGUUGACACUCAACAUCACUGUAGUUUUAAAAAAAACAAACCCAAACAACAGCUAUGUUGAAAUCCAACAGGCUACCACAAACUAAACCUUGAAACAUCACGGUGAUACAAUGUAAAUAAACUGAUUUUGAUGAUGGCACAGGAAAGAACAGCCACAAAUUUGGCACUAUCGCUGGCUGUCUUUGCUUGAAGAUAUCUGUGACAAUCCUCUAUAGAAAUAGCGCACAGAAUAAAAAACACUAAUCUGAUAAUGCAACAUCAAUUAUUAGUACAAAGAAGAAAAAAAAAAGAAAGAUGGUAGCAACUGUGGAAAGAACCCCAUAAAGAUGCAAUGAAGAGAUGUUUUGAGAAUCAACGAAAAUUACCAAACUGUCAUGAAUUUGGCACAACUCAAUCAAAUGGGAAAUACAAACAAGAAGAAAUCUUAUCUUUUGUUAAAACUUAAAAAAUACCUUGUUGCAUACAUUCACAUUUUUGUUUCCAAAAAAAGUAUCAUAAAGUGUGUAUAACACACUGAGUGGUAGCAAAUGAUAAGGGCCCUGCGGUUGAAGUACACAUUUUCUUGUUUGUUUGGUUUUUUUAAAAAUGCUUUAAGAUGUUCAUGGGUAUCACUUGAGUUUUGAUGAACUGGGUGGUUGCUUCGAAUUUAAUUCUGCUCGUCUCACAGUUUGUUCUCAGAUCUGAUGCUAUGCGUGUGCACAAGAAAUACUGCCUCCAGACUUGGCUCACAUGCACCAGCGAGUGCCUAAGGCACACACAACAAAAACAGCUUAAUCACUUGGUGGCAACUAAAUUGAAGUAGACAGAGCUAAUGUAUCACUCUAUUUUGAAUAAAUGGCCAUGAAUACUGCUCUGAUCAAAAUAACUACAAAUAUCCUGUCUGCUAUAGAUGUGUCUAAUCCUAACCCUGAUCCUUCUGCUGCUUUUGACAUAACUGAUAUUACCCUUAUUCACAGCUUUGACUGGUUUGUUUCAUCAUUUUGAUAGGACUCAGUUAUAGUCAAUGGGUGAAUUUUCUGCACCAGUUCCUGUUAGCUGUGAAGUUCACGUACACUAAGCAGCUCUCCACUUUGAUACAAUUUCAUUCUAUUUCUCGUCACUCUUUAGCACUCUAUUCUCCCUGUCAGACACACAUUGCCAUCCAAAGCAUUCAGCUUUAUUUGACAUAUUCUGUUUACGAAGAUUUUCAUUUGUGUAUGUUUUGCGUAUCACUGCAUGUCAUUAUUAGCUAGUCUUUUUUUAUAUUUCAUUUCCUUGAUUUUUAUUAUCAGCCAGUGCAAAGAGUACAAUCUGUUUUGGCCAUGAUGCAGCAUGAUACAAAUAUUCAAUUAAACACUACCAGGCAACCCAAACAAGAC